Xyrauchen texanus (razorback sucker) is the source of this 688-nucleotide messenger RNA. RefSeq names its product liver-expressed antimicrobial peptide 2. The coding region runs from base 31 to 363 and encodes 110 amino acids. Gene Ontology annotation, biological process: defense response to bacterium; antimicrobial humoral immune response mediated by antimicrobial peptide. The record is from RefSeq and is a predicted model, not a curated record. The transcript is spliced from 3 exons. NCBI's taxonomy places the organism in Eukaryota, Metazoa, Chordata, Actinopteri, Cypriniformes, Catostomidae.
GUGUCCCUUUCACACGGUCUCUGUUGAUCGAUGACCUAUGAUCCUCUUUAUCAGCUGAUAAUCAGUUCAAAUAUAAACAGCGUCCACCUCAUCGACUCUCUGAAACCCCUCGCCAACAUGCUCACAACCAACCACUGGCUGAUUGUCCCGACCCUGCUGGUGUCUCUGCUGUUUGCCGUACAGGUCCAGUCUGCACCAGUAGAUAGUGACUGGGCAACCGGGCUGAUCCAUCGUGCCAAGCGCUCGUUACUAUGGCGAUGGAACACUCUGAAACCUGUGGGUUCUGGAUGUAGAGAUCACUAUGAGUGCGGAACCAACUACUGCAGGAAACAUGCGUGCUCCUUCAAGAGCCAACACGCUUAGGACUGAGACGCCGUUCUCUCAAACAUCAUGAAGAGCAGAACCUCAAGACUGAAUCUUCAUUUCCUCACACAAUCAAUAAGAAAAUAUAUUCGGCCUGUUGAUUGUGGUAUGAAACGUGCCACAGAUUUCUCAGGAACGCGUCUAUAAAAACUCCAGUUUUAUCAUUAUUAACGACUACAUCAACACAAGUUCAAGUCGAACAGAAGUGCAAAAUAUGAACUUUGCAUCCACAGUUUCACGAGAUGUUUGAUGUGAUCAAAUACCAACAUAACUGGCAAAUUAAUCUGUAUUAAAUCCAUUUCAUUAUCAGCUGCACCUUAUUUAU